ACUCUCAUAGCCAUAGACAUUCAGCAUUCUCGUUUCCAGCAAUUGCAGCCUCAAAAUACUGCCUCUGAUCGCCGACAAAACCACCGCGCGGUGAAAUCAGAUAAUAUGGUCGAUAUUCAAGCUCCAGCUCCAGCUCGAGCCUCGACGGAGCUAUCAUUCCCCCUUCCCAAAGCGCUACACACAACAGCGCAUAUCCACCUUACAUUGCUGGAUACCUGUGUCAUGGUUUUCCUGGCAACUUCAACGGCCGGUGACUCAACAGGGAGCACGAAACCUAUGGGCAGUUUCAUCUAUGCGAUGCCAGACCGCACAUCUCGCUCCGUCAUCUCUACAAUACUGUACACCACCGCCUCAACAGAGGAAUAUGCUACGCGCGUAGCUAAGAUUUUGACUCGGCGCAUGGGCGUUCCUGUCUACCUCGGGUGCAGCAUCGACCCUAUCGCUCUCGGUCUGCUAGCUGAGGAGGAAAUGGAGGGGUUAACAAGUAUUGUGGAUAAAGUCAUGACAAAGUGGGAAGCCCGGGAUAGAGUCACAGGCAGCCAGCAACGUAGAAUGGGAACCGCAGGCCUCGGAAGUUGUUCGGAUGCGCGCAUGGAUGUUCGAAGCACACAGAAAAACUCAGGCAGCUUGAACAGGAGGAUGCAGAUACCUGGCUCGAUUGACCACCGCAGAGUCCAAAAACGGAGUACACACACCCCCGUUUCUGCCGGGAUACUCCGUGGUCUCAACUCUGUUGUGUGGCUUGACCCGGCUUCUGGGCUGCGGCUCAGUAAACAGUAUCCUGACUCGAGUGAUGGCAGUGUGGACUAUACUACUCAAUUGAUUCACAACGCUGUGACGCAGCUGACCGCGACCACGGCCGGCGCCGGACCGGCUCAUCAACUGUUAACACCGCUGGGAACCGCGUGGAGACUCAUCAAUCUCGGCAGGCCCGGCGGUUCAGCCCGGCACGAUACCCGCUCUACGUAA
Messenger RNA from Aspergillus nidulans FGSC A4, 969 nucleotides. Its product is annotated as proteasome assembly chaperone 4 family protein. Lineage: Eukaryota; Fungi; Ascomycota; Eurotiomycetes; Eurotiales; Aspergillaceae. The record is from RefSeq and is a predicted model, not a curated record. Gene Ontology annotation, biological process: proteasome assembly. The transcript has 6 exons. The coding region runs from base 106 to 969 and encodes 287 amino acids.